CAGUUCUGCCUCCAGGACAAGACUCAUCCCAAUAAACGUCAACCUGAUUUAAAGUGUCGCAGGCAGGGCUGGUCUGUGGUGGAUGCUUUCCGGUUAUCAAAUUAGAGUCGGUGAGCUGGGAUAGGCUGGGAGUUUGGUUCAGAGAAGUUCGGACAUAGCCUACUGCGGGACGGGGCAAGAAGAGUAGCGACUGAAUGUGGGACAGGAAAUCUGACGUGGACCAUCUACGAGAAAUAAUCGCAUUUGUUGCAUCCAGCAAUCAAGGAUCUCACCCGCGUGAAUGACAAAGGUUGGGUGGGUAAACUUUGUCAUUCGGGUCUGAUCGUUCUAAAACCGGGCUGUUGUUUUAAGUGGAAGCGCUGAAAGAGAACAUCAUGCCAAGGCGGACCGUGCACGAAGUAACAGUCCAAGAUGUCCAGAAGAGGAGAAAUCCGAACAAACACUAUGUUUACAUCAUCAAAGUGUCCUGGUCUGAUGGCAGCACUGAGGUCAUCUUCAGGCGCUACAGCAAGUUCUUCGACCUGCAGAUGGAGCUUCUGGAUAAGUUCCCUGUGGAAGGAGGACAGAAAGACCCCAAGCGCAGAAUCAUCCCUUUUCUACCAGGGAAGAUCCUGUUCAGGAGAAGCCAUAUCAGGGAUGUGGCCAUGAAGCGCCUGAGGCCUAUCAACGAGUACUGCAGGGCUCUUAUUCAGCUGCCCGUGUACAUAUCCCAGUGUGAGGAGGUUCGUGUGUUCUUCGAGACUCGUCCUGAGGACCUCAACCCACCUAAAGAGGAACCCAUUGGAAAGAAGAAGCCAGGGAUUGUGGAGAGAGCGACUACUUUCCUAAAGAGAGGAGACUCCACCUCAGCUGACCCUCUGUUCCUAGACCAGUAUGUGGCCGUCACUGACUAUGAGAAACAGGAGAGCUCUGAGAUCAGCCUGCACGUGGGACAGACGGUGGAGGUCAUUGAGAAGAAUGAGUCUGGUUGGUGGUUUGUUAGUUCAGACGAGGCCCAAGGCUGGGUCCCUGCCACCUGCCUGGAGGCCCAGGAUGACCCUGACGACUUCUCCCUGCCCAGCGAGGAAGUGUCCCGGAGAUACUGGUCACUGCCGAGCCAUGUGGGCCGCCGGCGAACGUUAGGGGAUCUGUUCAGCACAGGCUUUGGGCAAGAGGAGAAGUACACAGUGAUCUACCCAUACGCAGCACGAGACCAAGACGAGAUCGACCUAGAAAGUGGCAUGACGGUGGAGGUCAUGCAGAAGAACCUUGAGGGCUGGUGGAAGAUCAGGUACCAGGGACAGGAGGGCUGGGCCCCGGCGUCCUACUUGAAGAAGGCCGACAUCCUGAGCCAGAAGCUGGUGGCAGGGGCAGCGGGCCACUCCAGCACUAACGACCUGGACGGAUUCUCCAAGCAGCAGAGUCAACAGAACCAAGCCAAGGAGAGCCGAGGAGACAACAAGGAUCAGAAAGACAAGGGCUUCUCCCCCUUUGCCAAGCAGCACAAACAAGGGGCUAGACAGAGACCACCUCCACGCAGGGAUCUCACCAUCCCGAGGGGGCAGAACCUGCCCAAGCCGCCCACCCCUCCUCAGGUGGAGGAGGAGUUCUAUACCAUCGCAGACUUCCAGACCACCAUCCCCGACGGCAUCAGCUUCCAGGCUGGGGUCAAAGUGGAGGUGAUAGAGAAGAACUCCAGUGGCUGGUGGUACAUUCAGAUUGAAGACAAAGAGGGCUGGGCCCCUAUCACCUUCAUCGACAAAUACAAGAAGACCAGCUUGACCCCGCGCCCCAACUUCCUUGUACCUCUGCCCAACGACUUGGUCCAGCUGAAGCUGGAGGAUGGCACUGCUAGCGGUGCGGGGCAAGAGGACAGCUGGUCCAAACCGCUGCCAGACGAGCCCACGGCGGGGAGCGAGUCCAUAGCCCGGCCCAAGCUCAGGGACUGGAAGUCCAGUGCCAGUAAGGCGGCAUCUGCUUUCUCCGGGCCCCUGCCCCCAGCCCCGUCUGCCCCACCGGCUGAGGAGAAGCCAGCCCUGCCACCCCGCAGGGAGUCCAUCAACAAGAGCACGGACAUUGAGAUUACUGUGGAGAAACCCAGGCCAGACCUAUCCAAACCCUUGCCUCUGAAAACCCCUGCUCCAGGGGUCAUCAUGCCCCUGCUCACCUCCAAAGCUGCCCCCUUCAAGCCAGACAAGCCCCCCGAGCCCAAAAGAGAGGUCACGAACAAACCUCUGCAUUUGAAGAAUGAGAUGGGUCUGGAGUGUGGCCACAAGGUCUCUGCCAAGGAGGUGAAGAAGUUCAACCUGAAACCUGUGGCUAAGCAACCACCCAAGCCCAUGCCUGAUCCACCGGAGGAGAAACCAGAGGCCAACGGCCCUGCACUGUUCAUGAAGCCUAAACCCGUAGUCCGGCCCAAACCCGUCCCAGCUGCCAAGCCAGAACCGCCAGCUGAGAACAAGCUGGAUAUCACCAACCUGAGGAGCAAGCUGAAGCCUUCAAAGCCAACUGAACCAGGCUCUGGAUCAGCAGAGCCAAGCCAGCAAAACGGCGCUGCUCCCAACAAUGGCCCUAGCAACACUCUCCCCAAGAUGCCGCCGCCCAACCUCCCCCCUAAUAAUGCUUUACCCAAGAUGCCUCCUGGUAAUGUACCCCCCCAAGAUACCCCCUCCUAAUAAUGUUCUCCCAAACAUGCCACGUCCCAACAGCCCCCCUCUCAAUGCACUCCCCAAGAUGCCCCCGGCCCCCAAUGCUCUCAAUGGCAAGGCCAGCGACGAGCCCAAGUUCCCCCCCAAGCAGCAAAACGGCCACGGACAAGUGAGCCAGGAUGUCCCCAAACCCGCUGUUCCCCUCCACAAAGAACCUCCAGGGAGGCCAGCCGUCCUCCCUAAGCGACCCCCUCCACCCAAAAAGACCUCUGAGCCAUGCAGCCCUACAGAAACCAAAGCUCCCCUGAAAGAGCUCCCAGACACCAAGACUGCUCCCCCCCCAGCUCAGCAGACCACCUCCCCCUAAACCCAAGGCCUUCAUGCUGCCCCCGCCUAAAGACAAGGACAAGGGGGAGCCCAAGGCAAAAGUGCCCGUGGCCCCAAAGCCCCUGGUUAAGAUUGAGAAACCAGGCCCUCCGAGGGAUAAGUUGCCUCCUCUGAUCAAGGAUCCCAGUAAAGAGGAGCUGUUCUUGGCCGUGGCGGACUUUGAGGGUGACGAUCAGAUGGGUGGCUUCAAGGAGGGCACCGUGUUCGAGGUGAUGGAGCGGAACAGCAGCGGCUGGUGGUUUUGUAAAAAUCUAGGAGAAGGGCCAAUGAAAGAGGGCUGGAUCCCCUCCAAUUACCUGACCAAGAAACCCUAGGUACCAGGUUCUGUUGGCCUUUUUAAUAAAAAAUAUAUUACUAAUUGUAUUUAAUUAGCUUUUAUUUAUACAUACCUUUUUAAUUGAGAUGUGUUACUUUGUUAAAUUCCAUUUGUUUAGCAAGAAUGAACCAGCAAUGUUUUUUGUUUUGCAUAUUGUUUAGUUCUCUUUUUUUGUACUUUUUAUCCUCGUUACAAAUUACUAAGCAUAAAAUCCGUAACAAGCAAAUGUUCCUCUGUUCACCUUUUGUGCCAUAUGUUACUCAACAAGCCUAUAAUGUAAUAUGAUACAGUAAUGUUAUCACAAGCUUUGUAAUAGAACAGAUGAAUGUCUUUCCAAGCCUUCUAUAAUAUUGUGCGUCAAGCUUAAAUAUAUGCAAUUUAGCUAGUUAGUUUCUCAGUAUAUCAAAAGAUGCUUCAGUGGAGUCAUAACUGACAGUGCAAAGCAUUUGGAAAAUGGGUCCCUCUUCACAAAGCAUCUCAGGCUAGGAGUGCUGAUUUAAGAUCAGUUUUGCCUUUUAGAUCAUAAUGAAUACGAUUACAUAGAUAGGGGGUACCUGAUUCUAGAUCAACACUCCUACUCAGAUUCUUUGUGAAUACUGGCUGAGAUAAUUCACAAGACAAAACAGCCAAAACAAAGCCUAAGGCAGAAGGCCAUGGAUACUCAAAAUUCCUCAAAGAACACCCCUCCUACACUGAAGGCUGCAAUGGGAGUUCAAGAGGACAUUGGCUUUCAAGUACUAAAAUAUUAACACUGGGGGGAGGGGCACCUGUCUUUCAACUCACUCUUGAACAUUGUAAUAGGAGAAGGCACAAGGUGCAAUUUUAAAAUUAGGCAGUGCAUCAUCAGUUUCUCUUGUCCUGUCAGUCAUUGCAUUCCUUAGAGGUAUUUAUAACUUGUCAGAAAUGUCCAGUUAAAAAGCUUGGGAACCCCUGGCUCAAUAGACCGAUGGAGAGGAAGUAUAGAAUGUACAAUUGAAAGCCUUAGCCAUGUUUUAAAACACUCAAAGUUGCUGCAAGACGUUGGGAGCUGUAUUGUAUACCAGGGUUGGAGUCCAACUCCUUUCAGGAUGGACUUCAUUGAAAUGAAAUGGACCCUUUCCCUGGUGUUCAUAGUACAAUAGGUGGAAAACCUAUUGAUUUCAUAAACUGUAGGUCUACCAUUAUCAAUACAGCCCCUAAAUGAGAGAGAAUUGAUUUGUGCAAUAAUAAUAAUAAUAAUAAUAAAUACAGCGUUACUGGAUCUCAUAAAAAGGUGCUCAAAUAUAAAGUACAUAGUGUGAUCAUUAUAAAAAAACAUUUACAUUAGUGUUUGACUGGUUCAAGCACAGACUUAGCAAAAUAGUUAUUUUUAAUCGUACUUCCAGAAUGAAGUAAUGUCAGCUGUCACUUUCUUUUUGUUUACUUUUCACCUCUUGCCAGGCCUGGGCCUGUUUUGCCAUAGUUGGAACUUAAUGAUGCAUUGUUCCUACAGCCGAAGUAGUAACAUGCGUUUCCCAAAACACCACGCAGAGAGAACUUUCACCAAGUGCGUCAUUGGAGCAUGUGUCGAUACUAUUAGGUUCGAAAGGAGGAUAGCGGAUCCUAGAGAAGCGCCUUCUCCAUUCAAAUUUGACCUUAAUAUAAUUAUGUCACAAUACUGGACGACAGAUCAGCUCCUGGAGAAAUCGCCUAUGGCAGCAAAGAUGGAGGCGGCUUAUUAUAAUGGUUACCUGUUAAUAAUGCAUUACGUCACAGAUAAUUAAUGGUCCUACACAUACAUAUAUGGAAAUUGCAGACAGUAGCCUACAAUUAGAUAAAUAGAACAUGAAAUUGAUUUAAAUAGGAUUGAAAUGAAAUAUGCAAAUGUAGUGUAUACUCACUUAUACAGUCAUCUUGGUUUUCAUUUGAAGCAUAUUUUGUUACAAUUGCAGACAUUGCCCACUUUGUAGCCUAUUUGAAGUUCUGAUGUUAUCGGUGGUCACAGAGAUGGAUAAAAAUCCAUUGAUGGUAUGUUUAGCGGAAGUCUUGUGUAUAAAUUGACGUGGAAGGACACUUUUUUUUAAAAGCAUGCAACGAUGCACUUGGCUGUUCAAGUGGUGUGAGGCAGUCGGUAAAUAGGCCUAACAAGCAUUUAAGUGCGACUAGUAACUAUGCCUACUAUGAAGGUUCUAACAAACUUACCCUUAAGAUGCUUCUGGGAAACUGGGCCAUGGAGAAAGAGGGUUGGUCUCCUAGGAGACGCACUGACAAGGCUGGGAGUGCCUGUAGCUCAGGUUAAUUGGAGAAUCUCAGACUAUGGUUGAUCUGAUUCUGCUCCUAGUUGCUUUGAUACCAUGUUUUUCCCAUCCCCCUCAAAUCUUCUCAUGUUAACAUACUAGGUCCAAUGCUGUGUGUCAGGUCCCUAACCAGCAUUGAAAUCAUGAGUAACUUAUAGUUUUCCAUCUUUGGCCAGUGUGCAUAGUACACAAGUAAUGAUAUUCAUAAUGUCAGAUUUGUAAUGAUCAACACUAGUGUCAACUCAUGGAGUAAGACCUGAUAGUUAGUGGAAUGUGAGUGAAACCUAGAUUGGGUUAGGGUAUGGGUUGGAAAGACAUGCAUUCUACAGUUUGGUUACUGAAGCAUAAGGAGAUACACACAGGGAUGUGAACACUACAAUAAAACAGUAUGGAUUGUCUUGUUAUUGCUUUACCCCAAACUGGUCAAUUUAAUUUGAAAAUGAAUUUAUACAAGAAACUGCUCGUUCUUUAUUCUUUGAGAUAUGCAACAUAAACACCUUUCCCGCUGACAUAUUGCGCAUAUCCCAUCUUAGUCCUGUAAUGUAUUCGUUAUACUUGUGUAUUUCCCCCUCAUGGUUCUCUUUCAUAUUAAGUCAAUAAACAUUAAAUGUUA
Salmo salar (Atlantic salmon) is the source of this 6198-nucleotide messenger RNA. Its product is annotated as SH3 and PX domain-containing protein 2B. Gene Ontology annotation, biological process: superoxide anion generation. Gene Ontology annotation, molecular function: protein binding; phosphatidylinositol binding; superoxide-generating NADPH oxidase activator activity. NCBI's taxonomy places the organism in Eukaryota, Metazoa, Chordata, Actinopteri, Salmoniformes, Salmonidae. Gene Ontology annotation, cellular component: cytoplasm. The record is from RefSeq and is a predicted model, not a curated record.